Messenger RNA from Exophiala viscosa, 1071 nucleotides. RefSeq lists its product as uncharacterized. The record is from RefSeq and is a predicted model, not a curated record. The transcript has a single exon. NCBI's taxonomy places the organism in Eukaryota, Fungi, Ascomycota, Eurotiomycetes, Chaetothyriales, Herpotrichiellaceae. The coding region runs from base 1 to 1071 and encodes 356 amino acids.
AUGUCUGCUCUACCAGACCAAGAAGACGGAUUGGUGGGCUCUGACAUACUCGAUAUUGUUUCUGAUGGCGACACGAUCAUGAAAGUCAGCUCCGGUGCAAAUCACCAAGUGCUCCGGGUUUCAAGUCAGGCUCUCAAGACAACCUCUUCAUAUUUUGCCGCCCUCCUUAGCGAGCGAUGGACACCUUCAUCACAAAAGAAGUUUACAGUGAGUGAUCCUCUGGUCGUUCAAGAACAAUAUGACACGCCCUACUUCCUAUUCAUGAUCAUGAUCCAUCAGCUGAAUUUUAGGAAAGGCGAGACCAUUGCAGCAAUCAAGUUGGAACAUCUCAGAGAUCUGGCAAUUCUUGUCGACAAAUACAUGUUCAUCGGACCGAUCCCAGCUUCCAUCAAAGAUUCACUGGCGCAAUAUUUUUCCACAAGCCCGCAGGCGGACUACAGAGAAAUCUCGGCGUCACCCGAGAUCUUGUUCAUAUCAUAUUUUCUUAAUCUGCCCGAUAUGUUCGCCAAAGCGUCGCAUCAGAUGAUGUGGUUCUUCAGCAAGGCAAAUAUGCAUAAACACGCAUCUUCGGCGCUUGUGCCACUCCUGCCGUUGGACAUCUUUGAACAGUUUGAGCAAGAGGGUAAGCGCUUGAGGUCAUAUCUUCUUCACGAACUUCCACCAGUUUUCUACCCUGACCCUCAUGGUGGUGACAGCAGUGAUGACGAGGUCGACAAGUUUUGGUGUCAGAAGUGUGCGGCCUUCCCUCACAAGGAACGCUGGCUCAUGGAGAUUGUCCGCAAGAAUGGGCUGUGGAAAUGGGAGGAAGCCAACGGUGUGACGUUCAGUCUUCGCGAGAUAUUCUCAAGCUAUAUUACCGAUAUGCAACAACUCGACUAUUGUGCACAUCGCGACCCCGAUAGCUCUGAGUUGGCUUGUGGCAAAUUCAAGGUGCGUUAUGUCGACGUGAACAGAGAGGAGAUGAUACAUGACGUGUACAAUGCGAUUGGCGGCGUCUGCAUUCACUGCUUCAGAGGUGGCCAAUUCCGAUACACGGCGUGCUGCCCGGGGCACGGACUUGCGCUUGCUUGA